Molecule: messenger RNA, 471 nt
Organism: Cooperia oncophora
Lineage: Eukaryota; Metazoa; Nematoda; Chromadorea; Rhabditida; Trichostrongylidae
Source: the annotation of a GenBank genome assembly
GCUGUUGGCAACGGCGUAGUAUCCGGUUGUGCAGGACUACCCGGCUGCCAGAUUCAGUUUGUCGUAAAAGGAUGGGCAGUGGCUGCGUGCGCUUCACGCAAUUGGGGUGAUCGACUGUUGGAUCAAUGUGAGGAAACCGAAGGCGGAAAUAAAGACGUUGUGCAAACCACUCUAGAACAGCUUCCAGGCGAGAAACUCGAAUUGACGCGAAAAGUUGGAGAGGCGCCUCAGCAGAAUCCCAUCUUCCGAAUGGUCAUGCUCGACUUCUUCAUGUCUAUUUCCCACCAACUCCGUGAAAUCCGGGAGCGUCUCGAUAAGAACGUUUCGCAGCGUGAAAAUAUGGAAGAAUGGAAGUAUGCCGCAAUGGCACUGGAUCGUCUCUGUUUGGUUAUGUUCGGCAUUUUAUUGUUUGCUUGUGUUUUCGUUGUGUUUUUCGUCCAUCCAAAUUACAAUCUCAUCAGCCUUCCUUAA